AUGCAUUCCCACUACACGCCAUUCCCGCCAGACACACACCAACCCCACCAAACACCACAAGACGACGCCUCUCCAAGGCCUGCGUUCUAUGACCCCAGCAGGUCGUAUAAGACGAAGACAUCCAUGGUGGCCAGACGUUACGCCACGAACCACUGGCCGGAGUACAUGCAUCUCGAAGAGGCCGUCCAUCGCGAAGACGAUCUUUUUCGGCCACUCCUCACUGAAUCCAUCAAUCUGUGCUCUGUCCCGUCUACCUACUCGCAUGAUCAGGACGAUGUGCUCCUCGAUAUGGACCCAGACACAGCCGCCCUGUUCCAGUCCGCUCCUGUCGACCUGCCCGACCUGGACUUCAGCCUGCCAACAUGUCCGUCCACCCCGGUCAACGUCGUUCCUCCUCCACCGCCCUCCGUGCCGGCUGCCAUGGGGACCAGCGGUGGCGCAUGCCCCCGGUGUGGGGCCCACCGAAGUCAAGCAUGGGCAGAUGGCAAAGCAUGGGUGGACUUCGACACGCGGCUGGCCCGCAUGGAGGCUACCAUGAUCGAGACGGCGUCGGCUGUGGCCCGCAUGGAGGCCACCAUGAAUGAGACGGCCUCGACUUUCCAGAGCCUGUUGCCUCGUGCCUACGGCGCAAUGCAGAACCUGAUCGACAUUACCAUUUUGUUUGACGAGAACAUGGAGAAGCUGAAGCAGUCCUUGGGCUUGUUCACGCGAGGCAUUGUCGAGCAUUUCUUUGGGGACGCGACCUUGACUGACGCGGAGACGUUCGCUUCAUGUGAUCCCUAG
This is a messenger RNA of Verticillium alfalfae VaMs.102, 783 nucleotides long. RefSeq lists its product with no specific name. Lineage: Eukaryota; Fungi; Ascomycota; Sordariomycetes; Glomerellales; Plectosphaerellaceae. The record is from RefSeq and is a predicted model, not a curated record. The transcript is spliced from 3 exons. Bases 1 to 783 code for a protein of 260 amino acids.